This is a messenger RNA of Cryphonectria parasitica EP155, 945 nucleotides long. Its product is annotated as aldolase. The record is from RefSeq and is a predicted model, not a curated record. The transcript is spliced from 2 exons. Bases 1 to 945 code for a protein of 314 amino acids. Gene Ontology annotation, molecular function: 4-hydroxy-tetrahydrodipicolinate synthase activity. Lineage: Eukaryota; Fungi; Ascomycota; Sordariomycetes; Diaporthales; Cryphonectriaceae.
AUGGCGCCCUCAAAAGUCCCUCCUUCGGGCGUCUGGUGCCCUGCGGUCACAAUGUUUGACCCCGAGACCGAUACGCUGGACCUCGAAAGCCAGGCCAAGUACUACGCCUAUCUCUCCAAAUCUGGCCUGGCAGGUCUUGUCAUCUUGGGCACCAACGCCGAGGCUUUUCUCUUGACCCGAGAGGAGCGCAAGGCCCUGAUCGCGACCGCCCGCUCUGCCUGCGGGCCAGACUUCCCAAUCAUGGCUGGUGUUGGAGCACAUUCCACCAAACAGGUGCUCGAGUUCAUUGAGGAUGCAGCCGCUGCCGGAGCCAACUAUGUUCUGUGUCUGCCCCCAGGCUACUUUGGCAAGGCUACCACCCCUGCUGUAAUCAGCCGCUUCUUUGACGACGUGGCUGUCAGUAGUUCUUUACCCAUCGUUAUUUAUAACUUCCCUGGCGUCUGCAACGGCGUCGACCUGGACUCUGCCACCAUCACACAGCUGGCCAAGAAACACUCCAAUAUCGUUGGCGUGAAACUCACUUGCGGGUCUGUGGCCAAGAUCGUGCGUCUAGCUGCUGUCCUGCCACGCGAUCAAUUUGCGACCUUUGGGGGCCAGUCCGACUUUCUUUUGGGAGGCCUCGCUAGUGGUUCUUCCGGCUGCAUUGCAGCAUUCGCCAAUGUAUUCCCCAAGUCUCUCUCAAACAUCUACAGGCUUUGGGAGGAAGGCAAGACGAAGGAGGCCCUCGAGCUGCACCAAAAGGCCGCGUUGGCCGAGCAGCCCUGCAAGAGCGGCAUUGCUGCCACCAAGUAUGCAGCUGCCAUAUUUUCUGCUAAGGAGGCCGGGGUGGAGGACGCAGUCAACAAGAUGAAACCGCGCAGGCCAUACUUGGAGCCAUCAGAUGAUGCUAAGAAGGUGGUGCAGCAGACGAUGGCGGAGAUGGCCUCUAUAGAAACUGGAAUCUGA